Heterocephalus glaber (naked mole-rat) is the source of this 1475-nucleotide messenger RNA. Lineage: Eukaryota; Metazoa; Chordata; Mammalia; Rodentia; Bathyergidae. The record is from RefSeq and is a predicted model, not a curated record.
ACUGGGCUCACCCUGCACCUUUCACUGGGCUGGGCCUCAGGCCCAGGAUCAGGGAGCUCCCCGCCCCGCGCCAUCCUUCAGUGACAUCGGCCUUGCUUCCUGUGCGUCCUCCCGGGUGAGCAGCCUCCCCACGGCCACCAGGCUCCUAGGACCCCUGGACUUUCCCAUGGCACUGCCCAGGCCACGGCCAGGCCUCCGGUGGCCGCUGUGCUAAGUUUAAAAGCCACCGCAUGUCCUGUCGGGAGGUGCACGAUGCAUUCCAAUGCCCGGAACCAGGAAAACCAAGACCCUGGGGCGUCUGAGCCGGGCCUGUGGUCAGCGCAUCCUACCUUCCCGGGAGCGCCGGUCUGCAGGGGCUGCACACGUGGAAUCGCUGUGCACACGGAUGGUGUUGCUGGUUCUGACCCACUGGAGGAGUCUCGGGCAGGAGCACUGCUGGCGAGUCCUCCUCACAGCCCGCCAGGGGGCGCAGGGCACUUGGCCUGCUGUGGGCGGCUGCGGGUUUCACCCUUACUCUCGAGCUGCCCCCAGCAGUUGUUAAUUGCCCUGGCGAGCAGCGUUGGUGUGAACAUCCUGCUCGCCAGCACCCUGCACUGGGCAGCCGGGCUGGCAGGUAAGACGCCUGAUGCUUCUGGGCUGAUGAGCGGAACCGGAAGCCCAGGGCUGGCUGGAGGAGGGCGGGGGAUGCCAUGCACCCCCCCGCCCUCCAGGGACGGAUCCCAGACGCAGGAGAGCCCUGACCACUCCUUCCCGGCUCCUGGCCAGGGCGGGCCAUGGGGAGGGGCCCUGGGCCUGUCCCUCCCUCUGUGGGCUCCUUCACACCUGGCGGCCGAAGGUCACAGAGCCAAGGACUGACACAGACAGAGCUCACUGCCUGUGUCCAGAUCGGUGGCCUCCAGUUCCAGCCCCCACGCAGCCCAGCUCUUCAGGUUGGGAGCAGCCACCUGGCCCCGGGGGCCUCAGGCUCUGUGUCCCCUUCAGGGCUGGCAGUGCCCAGGGCAGCUGCCAUCUCCAUCCUAACCCUGCCAGGGACAGGGGAUAGGGGAGGAGGACAGGAAGGAGGAGGGACACACGUGCAAGCUCAGACCCUGCACGCAUUCAAACACGUGCACACACUCAUGCACACACUCAUCUUGUUACAUGCACACGAGUGCACACAGUCACCACCCACAAGUACAGUGCGCACUGCACAGUGCAUACAUGACAAACACAUGCACGCACAGCUGUACGCCCACUCACGUGCAUGCACACUCACAGGCACAUGCACACCUGUGCCCCCUCCCAGAGCAGAGCCGCCAUGCUCGCUGCAGGUGGAGUAGUGGCUCCCAGGGUCCUGGGCCUCGAGGGCGGCUGCUGGAUGUCCGUCUUCCAUGUGGUCGCUCGGUUGGCCUGGACGUCCAGGUUGGGGGGGGGCAGACAGGGGCCGGAUGCUCUCCAGUGGCCCAGGUGGCCCGAGGGCAUGAUGAGAGAGCCAC